Camellia sinensis is the source of this 963-nucleotide messenger RNA. RefSeq lists its product as uncharacterized. Lineage: Eukaryota; Viridiplantae; Streptophyta; Magnoliopsida; Ericales; Theaceae. The record is from RefSeq and is a predicted model, not a curated record.
UUUUCUUCGUUUUAUAUUCUCAGGCUUCUCUGCUUCAUCAACACUCCAGUCUCUCUCUCUGUCGGUCUCUAUAUCUAUAUCUAGAGAGAGAAAACGCAUAGUAGAGAGAGAGUAAGCAAAGGUGCAGAUCUAGAUCUGUGGUGUGUGUCUGUGUGAAGAAGAGGAAUCCAUUGCAAUGGCGUCAAAGAUCUUACUGAUUGCGGUCUUCGUCUUCGAUGUCAUUGCCUUUGCGUUGGCUGUUGCUGCUGAGCAGAGACGAAGCACUGCCACAAUCACACCAGACAAUGAAAAAAAUUAUAAUUACUGUGUCUACGACUCAGAUAUUUCGACGGGGUAUGGAGUUGGUGCAUUCUUCGUCCUCAUGGCCAGUCAAGUUGUUAUAAUGGUAGCAAGUCGAUGUUUCUGCUGCGGGAAGGCUUUGAGGCCUGGAGGUUCAAGGGCUUGGGCAGUUCUUCUUUUCAUUACCUGCUGGGUGUUGUUCUUCAUUGCGGAGGUGUGCUUGCUAGCUGGUUCAGUGGAGAAUGCCUAUCACACCAAGUACCGGACUAUUUGGGGUGAAAACCCCCCCUCUUGCCAGAUGUUGCGAAAGGGAGUUUUUGCGGCAGGGGCAGCUUUCAUUUUCUUGAAUUUCAUAGUCUCCGAGCUUUACUAUAUUUGCUUUUCCAAGGCCCAGGAAAGCUUCCAACCAUAUGGUGGAGAAGCUGCUGUUGGUAUGGGAACCUACAAAUAAGCUCAAUCUUGCAACUAUCUGGACUCUCUCUGCAUAAAUUAGAUUGCCCCAUUUGUGUUUUGAUUUCACGUUUUAGGAGUUAAAAUUUAGUAGGAAACAGCUUGUAUUCUACUACUUUGUUUCAUUCUUGCUCUUGUGAAAUUUUCCAUUUGCACCCAAAAAAAAAAAAAUUCAUUGGAUCAGAUGUGAUAUAUAAAUAUCAAUAAUAGUAGGAUGAUGUUUGUUUUCUGUUC